CUUCCAUGUUAGAUGCUCUUUCUAGCAAGAUCUUGGCUCACAUUAACAAUUACUUCACCUUCCAUCGACAUUGUCCACCGCUGCCAGCACAUCCCAUCCAGGGCCCUCUUCCGCACACUACCUUCCGCUGAUGCUCACCACAUCACUGCACUCCAUUGCCAAGACUCACAUCGCAGUCAUAGCUUGGCUUGUCGACCAUGACGGGCAUACCCCAACACCAAGAAUCGACCGGCAAGGACCAUGAUGUUGGUGAAAAGUUCAAACUCCCAUUCCGCGGGCUCAGAGAAAAGCUGCACCACAGCCACAACCUACAAGACGCCAAAGUCCACCUGAUUCACCAAAAGCACAAGAUUGGCAAGUUCGCAAACUUGUUCAAUCCCCAUCAUCGCCAUGAUGAGGCUCACGAGAAGGCCUGCGAUGAGAAACGCUCCAAGAUUGCCGAGUCGCAUCGGUUUCAGUCCUACUUCGCGGAGCGAGAUGGUAACAUGGUGAAGUGGUAUGUCGACGGCAGAGACUACUGCUGGGCAGUAUCAGCUGCGCUCGAAAACGCGAAGGAGACCAUAUACAUUGCUGAUUGGUGGCUGACCCCUGAGCUGUUCCUCCGCCGCCCACCGUACUUCAACCAGGAGUGGCGUCUCGACCAGAUCCUCAAGCGCCGAGCAGAGGCGGGCGUCAAAAUCUACGUCAUCGUAUACCGCGAAGUCGAAGCCGCCCUCACCUGCAACUCGACGCAUACCAAGCACGCACUGCAGGCCCUCUGCCCUGAAGGCUCCCCGGGUCACGGCAACAUCAAAGUGAUGCGCCACCCAGACCAUAACGUUCUGGAGAACGCUGCAGACAUGACCUUCUAUUGGGCUCACCAUGAAAAACUCAUCGUCAUUGAUUACGAGAUGGCCUUCAUCGGCGGCCUGGAUCUCUGUUUUGGCCGCUGGGACAACCAUCAGCAUGCUCUAUCCGACAUGCAUCCCGAGGGCGUUGCCAACGAGGUGUGGCCCGGCCAGGACUUCAAUAACAGCCGUGUCAUGGAUUUCCAGAAUGUUCAGGACUGGAAGCAGAACGAGCUGAACAAGGAGGACUCGGGCCGCAUGCCUUGGCACGAUGUUGCCAUGGGCGUGAUCGGUCCCUGUGUUUAUGACAUUGCCGAGCAUUUCGUGCUGAGGUGGAACUUCAUCAAACGAGACAAGUACAAGAGAGAUGAGCGGUACGAGUGGCUCGAGCUGGAGGGCCGUCAGGGGCCGGACGAGGACCUCAUCGGCGUUCAAAGGCCCCACCAUCCUGUUGGCGGCUACGUCCGCCAUCCGCUCUCUCCCAUGAACACCAAACACUUGGACAAUCGGGGGACCGUCCAUGCUCAGGUUGUCCGUUCCAGUGCCGAUUGGUCUAGCGGCAUCCUCACCGAGCACUCCAUUCAGAACGCCUAUAGUGACAUCAUUCGCAGCGCACAGCAUUACAUCUACAUUGAGAACCAAUUCUUCAUCACUGCCACCGGGGACCAACAGCCGCCCAUCCGAAACACCAUCGGAAGAGCUAUUGUGGAUGCUGUCUUGAGGGCUGCCAAGGAACAACGCAAGUUCCGUAUCAUCAUUUUGAUCCCCGCAGUACCCGGGUUUGCGGGAGACCUGCGAGAGGACGCUGCCAUUGGCACCCGAGCGAUUAUGGACUACCAGUACAAAUCGAUCUGCCGCGGUGAACACAGCAUCUUUGAGCAAGUAAAAAAAGAGGGCGUCGAUCCAAACAAGUACAUUUUCUUCUUCAAUCUGCGCAGCUACGAUCGUCUGAAUAGAACACCGGCCGUCAGGAAGCAAGAGGACGAGUCAGGGGUCAAGUACCGCGACGUCCAGCGCGCACACGCCGAAGAGAUCAUGGACGAGGGGAUUCACGGGACCGUCAACGAAUCGGACGACGAUCUGGGCGGCCGCCACGUGCAUAUAGGCAAGAAACAUAAGCAGGGCGAGCUGCGUGACAAGGUCAAGGGUGAACUGAAGGAGAACGUAGCCGAAGGGCGCAGGCCAGACGACGAUGUCAAGGGCUCAGACUCUAAGCGGAAGUUUGAGGCGGCCGCUGAUGGGGACAGAUCCGCCAGUAACCGAGCAGCCACCGUCGCCCACCAUGCCAUGGCGGACCGAGGCCCUGUCUCGGACUCCCCCUGGGAUGGUGACCCGGAGGAUGAGGUGAACCACUGGAUCCAGGAGGAGUUGUACAUCCAUGCCAAGCUGCUCAUUGUGGACGAUCGGAUUGUCGUCUGCGGCUCCAGCAACCUCAACGAUCGCAGCCAGCUGGGAUACCGAGACAGUGAGCUGAGCAUCGUCAUGGAGGACACCCGCCGUUUCGAGUCAACCAUGGACGGGAAACCGUUUGAGGCGGGCUGGCAUGCUGCUACCCUCAGACGGUAUCUCUGGCGGGAGCACCUGGGCUUGCUGCCUCCGCAGGAUCACGACGCCAGCAAUGACGCGAACGCCCAGCCGCCCGGCGACGAGUCGCCUAAUGAUGUCCGGGAUCAGGACGACAGCUGGAAGUUUGUCGAGGACCCGCUGAGUGACGAGCUGUGGGAAGCAUGGACUUCGCGGGCGAACACGAAUACCGAGGUGUUUAGGCAACUGUUCCAUGCGGAUCCGGAUGAUCACAUCAAAACGUUUGACGACUACAACUCGUACAUGCCGGCCAAAGGCGUCCCGGCCGGCCACAUCUUUGAUCGAAUGAUCCCUGCGCACGAGGUGAGGGAGAAGCUGGAUAAGGUCAAGGGGCAUCUGGUGUGGAUGCCGUUGCAGUUCCUCAAGGAGGCGAAUAUGGCCGAGAAGGGACUGCAAGUCAACGCGUGGACCGAGAGCGUAUAUACUUAGGCGGCGUUGGUGUCUGUAUGGCAGGUCUGACGGUGAUUUAUACGAGGCAGAUUUAGGGACAAAUCUGAUGCGAUUUUACUACAGCAGGGGUAUUCGAAUAUUUCAGUUGAUGUUCUUAUAGUCGUUUAUCUUGAAUCCUUACGAAUACGGUCGAAAUGACACCUUAUAUACAUAC
Messenger RNA from Parathielavia appendiculata, 3015 nucleotides. Its product is annotated as phospholipase D/nuclease. The coding region runs from base 198 to 2840 and encodes 880 amino acids. Gene Ontology annotation, molecular function: D-type glycerophospholipase activity. The transcript is spliced from 6 exons. Gene Ontology annotation, cellular component: intracellular membrane-bounded organelle. Gene Ontology annotation, biological process: intracellular signal transduction; phospholipid catabolic process; phosphatidic acid biosynthetic process. The record is from RefSeq and is a predicted model, not a curated record. Lineage: Eukaryota; Fungi; Ascomycota; Sordariomycetes; Sordariales; Chaetomiaceae.